This is a messenger RNA of Diorhabda carinulata, 1105 nucleotides long. RefSeq names its product ubiquitin domain-containing protein UBFD1-like. The transcript is spliced from 6 exons. Bases 126 to 995 code for a protein of 289 amino acids. The record is from RefSeq and is a predicted model, not a curated record. Gene Ontology annotation, molecular function: cadherin binding; RNA binding. Lineage: Eukaryota; Metazoa; Arthropoda; Insecta; Coleoptera; Chrysomelidae.
GAUAAACGUCAACUUCAAAGUCAGAUGGCUGAAGUGCAAGUAAUGUUAUUUUGUAAAAACACUUUUUAUUUAAAUUAAAAAGGUACAUUCUUCUUCGAACCUUGGUGUAAUUUACAUAUUUAAAAAUGGAAUGCUUAGAUGCCGAUGGUGAAAACAGUGAACAAAAUCUUCAUAAUAGUACAGAAGAAAAUCUGACCAAAGAAAUUGAGAGUGAUGAUCGACUCAUGGAAGCAUCAGAAUCGAAAAUACUUAAAACCGAUACGGAUUCUCUGGAAAUAAGCGCUAAUAAUUCAGUAGAAGAGGCGAGUACGAAAGAAUCUGUUGAAAUUAAAGUGAUUUACAACAAAAAAAAAUACGAUGUCACAACUACUUCGGAUACAACAAUUCUAGAACUGAAAAAACAUUUACAAGGUUUAUUAGGUGUGCCGGAUUCGAUGCAGAAAUUGAUGUUCAAAGGAAUGUUACAGGAUAGUCAAACAAUUUCUAGUUCAGGUAUAACGAAAGGUUCCAAAGUUAUGCUUGUAGGAUCGACUUUAAACGAUGUUUUAGCCGUUUCUUCGGUUAGUAAACAGGAUAUUUUAGAAUUAGAUAAAGCUACAACGUCUAAAGAACCUCUGUGUAAACAGAAAAUACAUCGUAAGGUAUUAGAUAAAGGAUUACCGGAAGACGUUUUACCCGGUAUUAAAAAUAUUAAGGAGGGUUUACCUCCAGUGCCCCUUUCGGGGAUGUUAAAUAAACAUGGGGGUAAAGUUAGGUUAACGUUUAAAUUAGAAAGUGAUCAAUUAUGGCUUAGUACGAAGGAAAGAACUGAAAAAUUACCGAUGGGGUCGAUUAAAAGUGUGAUAUCUGAACCUAUCGAGGGUUACGAACAGUAUCACAUAAUGGGUUUACAAUUAGGUCCUACAGAAGCGUCUCGGUAUUGGAUAUAUUGGGUGCCGGCUCAAUAUAUAGACGCCAUCAAAGAUGCCGUUCUCGGAAAAUGGCAGUAUUUUUGAUUUUUCUAUUGAUUUGUGUUCGAUUUUCCAUUUAUAUGAAAAUGCAAUUUUCUAACGGAUCGUUUGAAGUCUAUGUUGAGCGUCUAUUUUAAUAAAUUGUUUUGUCAUAA